GCAGAAAGCUGAAAAAGUCACUUAGAGUCACUUCAUAUCUAACAGACUGAGAGAGCUACAGGAAGCGGAAGACAGAGAGUAUAUUGUGGGUCAUUUUCAGAGGACAGAAGAAUAAUACACUCCUGUACUCCUGUUAUCUCACACUCAGUCUGCUCCCACAACAGCAGCCUCCAUCACCAGAGAGAAGGACUUUUAGCCUCAGAACACGUCCUUGGAUAUUUCCUGUAAAAAGGUCGAACAAUCAGCAGAAAAAAUGGGAUGCUUUGGAUUCCUAAAAGCUGCCAUGUUUGUUUUCAAUGGCAUCAUCUUUUUGGCAGGUGCUGCCAUCCUUGGUGUUGGGAUCUGGGUGAAGGUGGACAGCAGCUCCAUCUUCAGCUUUCUCGGGAAAAUUGCACCAGCAGAAAAUGCAGAGCUCAGUCAGGUGCUUAAUGUGGGCUACCUGCUGAUUGCAUUAGGAGGACUUCUGGUCAUCAUCGGUUUUCUAGGCUGCUGUGGAGCCAUCAAAGAGAGCAAGUGCAUGCUGCUGCUGUUUUUCCUCAUAAUCCUGCUGGUGUUCAUAGCGGAGAUUGCAGGAGCUGUGGUGAUCUUGGUAUUCAGACCUUUGUUGGACGAGUUGGUUGUCAAGUUUGGCACGGCAGCAGUUAAGAGCAUCAAAAAGGACUAUGGGGAAAAUUCUGACAUCACAGGACUGUGGAAUACUACAAUGAGCACAUUACAUUGUUGUGGAUUCUACAACUCCUCAGACUUCACUGACUCUCCAUAUUAUAAGAAUCAUGGAAGUCAUUUCCCACCACAAUGCUGUGCAGGCACUGAUGAACCAUGUACACAAUCGACAAUCACUGGUUGCUUCCCAAAGAUCAAGGAUCUGAUUGAUAGCAACACAGUGGUUAUAGUGGGAGUGGCCCUGGGGAUUGCAGUUUUGGAGGUAUGACCACAUCUCUUACCUAUUUCUCA
Messenger RNA from Morone saxatilis (striped sea-bass), 954 nucleotides. RefSeq names its product tetraspanin 35 (gene tspan34b). NCBI's taxonomy places the organism in Eukaryota, Metazoa, Chordata, Actinopteri, Moronidae. The coding region runs from base 254 to 931 and encodes 225 amino acids. The transcript has 7 exons. Gene Ontology annotation, cellular component: membrane. The record is from RefSeq and is a predicted model, not a curated record.